Messenger RNA from Poeciliopsis prolifica (blackstripe livebearer), 2547 nucleotides. Its product is annotated as lymphocyte function-associated antigen 3-like. The record is from RefSeq and is a predicted model, not a curated record. Lineage: Eukaryota; Metazoa; Chordata; Actinopteri; Cyprinodontiformes; Poeciliidae. The coding region runs from base 336 to 1271 and encodes 311 amino acids. The transcript is spliced from 10 exons.
GUGACGCUGGAAAACAGGUCCAUGCAUUUGUUGCUUCAAGGCUGCACGGCUGCAACACCAACAGAUUUCACCUAAAAUGCACAACAUCAUGAAACCCAGUGUAUGAUUAAAUCUAUCUAAUAUAACGCUGGGGAAGAAAACACAGAACUGACCCUGAUUCACGCCAUGGUUACUGGUUGUUGUGGUAACCACCAACUUUCAAGAGCAACAUAACUGACAGGAGGGCAGCGCAGAGAAAGAAACACUUAAACAUUUCAUCUGCUGCUGACACUCAUCACCAGUAUUAUUAGUCGACGUUGUGUUUUUUUGGUCUCGGUAUUUUUCAUGUUAGGAUCAUGUCUGCUUUCUGGACUGUUUCUGCUGUGCUCCUCCUUUACUUCAUGCAGGACAGUGACUGUUCUCGUCUGAUCUACGCAAAAAUUGGUGACUCAGUUAUCCUGCAUCCAAGUCAGACCUUUGAGUCCAUGUCAACCAUAACCUGGAUGCACAACAUGAACGCCAUCAUGCAGUGGAGGUCUGGAGGUGAUGCAGUUUGUUUAGGAGAUUUUAUUGGUCGCUGUCGUUUGGACAAACCAACUGGAAGUUUGCUCAUUAAACAUCUAACAGUAGAGGACACCGGCAAGUACAACCCUGAGAUUGACAACAAGAUUCUUGAUGUGACAGAGCUCUGGGUUAUAAAACCGGUCCCAAAACCCACAGUGUCUGCAGAAUGCAACAACGGUAUGUCCGUUUGUGACCUCACCUGUGAAGCCAACAUCACUUCUCAUUUUGGACCCGUCAUGUAUAGAUGGGAAGCAGGAGACAAACUGCUGUCCACUAACAUGAAGAUUAGCUUAACAAGGAAUAACAUGGAGCGCUCCUUUGUCUGCAAGUUGCAAAACCACGUUAGCAACUCGUCCAGUGAUGAGGUCCCUAACCCCAUUGUCCCUCAAGGAAUUCAUCCUGCAGGAGUGGCUGUACCAAUUGUGGUUCUGGUCCUGUUUCUGGUUGCAGUUGGUAGCUAUAUGAGGCAGAGGAAUGAUGAAAAACAAGUACAGACUGUUGAAGAAGUCCAUGUCAAGCGGUCUGCUUUGAGCCUGAAAGCCUUGAGGAAUAAUGGAGUAAGUUUGGAAAGUUUUGAAAGUGGACCAAGCCCAUCUCCAGUAAGGAAGUUCAGCUCUGCACGAGAAAUUUAUCUCCAAGAUGAUGAAGAACGGUGGGUGCAGAACCAUCCGGAGUACAGGAACCUAACUCCGGAGCUACGGGAAUUCCGACUUCAUAGAGACUUGUAAAUUCAUUACAGAUGUAUCGAGUCAAGCAAAGCACCGCUUGACCUAUUUCUUUUGCCACCUCACAACAAACUACAUAGAUUUUUGGGGGAUUUUGAAAGCAAAGUAUUUUAGAUCAAUCAUUUGUUACACCCCAAAUCAACCUUUUCUGCUCAUAAACUCUCUAAGUUGGUCUUUAUGUUUCUGUAAAAAUUGUCACAUAUUUGUGUUUAAUUCUGUAAUGUUAGGCCUAAAACGGUAUGAGUGCUGCCCUCUUCGGGUUGAACAGGGUAACAACUGUACAGCUUGGUGGGCGUUUGUGCCACACAGCACCAUGUUUGGGUGUAAAACCUUCUCACUCUGGACAGUUACUGCAGCGUGAUCACAUGCCAUCAACAUAGAAAUCUCCAGUGCAUAGUGAUGCGAUUUCACUAUGCACUGAAGAUUAUUAACCAGAAAAAAAUCCAAGAGACCUAUUUUAACUCUGGAGGAGCUGCAGAGAUCCACAGCUCUGGUUGGAGAAUCUGUUCACCAGAGCUGGGCAGAAAAUGGUUCCAUGCACUUAAUUGUAUCUACUUGAGUAACUUUAACAGGAAAAUAACUUAAAAAUUGUUUUACUGCGCCACACUUUUUAUUUUUAAAUGAGUAACAGUGUUAUGAAGUUCUCUUACUUCAUUCUACUUGGGUGAAAUUUCAUUUCACUCAAACAACAAGUAAUUUGAAUGUAGAACAAGUUCUAACCACAUUCUACCAGACACAAAAUUUAUGUCAAAGUGAGACCUCUUAUUUAUACACAAGCUUUAUCAUCUGUAAUGCUAAUUUUAAAUUGCUGAGCUAUUUGGAAAUGGAGAAGAUAUAAUAAACACCAGACAUAAUCCUGAAAGUUCAUCUAUAGACUUUUAUAUAAUAUAAAAGUUGAAUAUUUGCACUGAACAAAAGAGACACUGCCACAUGUUUUUAUGUCUGAGGUUAAUUCAAGAUAAAGUUUAGAGUACCACCACAAGUUAGAUUUAUUAAAUGCCAGAAAACAUCAUUUUCCCGGGCAAUUGUUAGAACUUUUUCAAUAAGUUUCCAUACAUUUGGUCGGUAAUUGUCUUUUUGAACUUGGGUCAAACAUUUCUUCUACCUAAAUGUGUUCUUUUAUAAUUAUUUUAUUUGUGUUAUUUUGAUUUUUUCAUUUUAGACUUUAAGAUGUGUGAGGUAUUUAUGCUGCUUCUAGUUAAGACAAGUGUGGUUACUUGAGCAUGCACGUAAGUAAGGUAAUGUUACGUUGUCAUGGUUACAAAUAAACAAGUGUCGU